AUGGAAAAGUAUUUGAAGCGAAAAGCUGCAUCAUCAACCGGUAAUAAUGAUGCAUCCAAUUCCAACAAUGUGAUUGAUAUUAACAAACUUCCUUGGGAUCCAUCAGAGAGACCCAAAAUUAUAAGUUAUAAUCCAAAUCAAAGAGACGAAAUUAGACGGAAAUACUUGGUAAGGGGUCCUUGUCAACCACGAGGUCACAUCUUUCCAACCAAAGUUAUAKGGGMUAAAGGGCGACGGUUUGUUGUUACUUGGUUUGAUCAAUUUCAGUGGUUGGAAUAUAGUGUAAAAGUAGAUAGAGCAUAUUGUUUGCCUUGUUACUUGUUCAGAGACCAAGGUGGGAAUCAUGGGAUAGAUGCAUUUGUGGCGGACGGAUUUAAUAGUUGGAGUAAGAAAGAUAGACUUACGCUUCAUGAGGGUGAGGUUAAUAGUUUUCACCAUAAAGCACUUAAAAAAUGCGAAGAUUUGGUUAACCAAAACCAAUCAAUUGCAGUUGCCCUUCGUAAACAAACAGAACUCCAAAAGACCAAGUACCACAUGCGAUUGAAUGCUUCCGUUGAAGUUURUAGAUAUUUGUUGGAGAAUGCUUUACCAUUUCGUGGCAAUGAUGAGUCGGAAAAGUCUAUGUACAAAGGGCUUUUCUUGGGGACUUUAAAGUUAAUCGGAAGAACAAAUGGGGAGAUUGAAAAGGUUAUAUUACAAAAUGCCCCGAAGAACAAUCAAUUGACAUCUCCAAAGAUUCAAAAAGAUCUCGUUACUUGCUUUGGAGAAGAGGUGUUGAAAGACGUUAUUGGGGAAAUUGAUGAUGAUGUAUUUGCUUUGUUGGUGGAUGAGUCUAGUGAUGUCUCWAGAAAAGAACAAAUGGCCGUGGUUUUGAGACCCGAAUAG
Cynara cardunculus var. scolymus (artichoke) is the source of this 885-nucleotide messenger RNA. RefSeq lists its product as uncharacterized. NCBI's taxonomy places the organism in Eukaryota, Viridiplantae, Streptophyta, Magnoliopsida, Asterales, Asteraceae. The record is from RefSeq and is a predicted model, not a curated record. The transcript has 2 exons. Bases 1 to 885 code for a protein of 294 amino acids.